CAAAGCUAGUCGCAGAAAAGAUGCGUUUUCUUUGUCGCACAAGGGCGUGGCUCAUUUAAGCCGGUAGUUGAAGCUCUGAGGGCGGCUGUAGUGGGAGUGUUCGAGGAUUCGCUUUGGGUCAUGCCCUGUCACCUAGGCUGGAGUGCAGUGGCAAAAUUAUGGGUCAAUGCAGCCUUGACCUCCUGGCUCAGUUGAUCUACCUCAACUGGUACUACAGUAUUGCCAAAGAUGGCAGACCCAGAUGUCCUCACUGAAGUUCCAGCAGCACUGAAGAGGUUAGCCAAGUACGUGAUCCGGGGAUUUUAUGGCAUUGAGCAUGCCUUGGCCUUGGACAUCUUGAUCAGGAACCCCUGUGUGAAAGAGGAGGAUAUGCUGGAGCUGCUGAAGUUUGAUCGGAAGCAACUUCGAUCAGUUUUGAAUAAUUUAAAGGGAGACAAGUUUAUCAAAUGCAGAAUGAGGGUAGAGACUGCUGCAGACGGGAAAACCACUCGCCAUAACUACUACUUUAUCAAUUAUCGUACUCUUGUUAAUGUGGUAAAAUAUAAAUUGGACCACAUGAGAAGGAGGAUUGAGACCGAUGAGAGAGAUUCUACCAACCGGGCUUCCUUCAAAUGUCCUGUCUGUAGUAGUACUUUCACAGACUUAGAAGCUAAUCAGCUCUUUGAUCCUAUGACAGGAACUUUCCGCUGUACUUUUUGCCAUACAGAGGUAGAAGAGGAUGAGUCAGCAAUGCCCAAAAAAGAUGCACGCACACUUUUGGCAAGGUUUAAUGAACAAAUUGAGCCCAUUUAUGCAUUGCUGCGGGAGACAGAGGAUGUGAACUUGGCCUAUGAAAUACUUGAGCCAGAACCCACAGAAAUCCCAGCCCUGAAACAGAGCAAGGACCAUGCAGCAACUACUGCUGUAGCUGCUAGCCUGGCAGGUGGGCACCACCGGGAAGCAUGGACCACCAAAGGUCCUUCCUAUGAGGACUUAUACACUCAGAAUGUUGUCAUUAACAUGGAUGACCAAGAAGAUCUUCAUCGAGCCUCACUGGAAGGGAAAUCUGCCAAAGAGAGGCCCAUUUGGUUGAGAGAGAGCACUGUCCAAGGGGCGUAUAGUUCUGAAGAUAUGAAAGAAGGGGGCAUAGAUAUGGAUGCAUUUCAGGAGCGUGAGGAAGGCCGUGCAGGGCCUGAUGAUAAUGAAGAAGUCAUGCGAGCACUGCUCAUUCAUGAGAAAAAGACUUCCUCUGCCAUGGCUGGUUCAGUGGGGGCAGCCGCUCCAGUAACCACUGCCAAUGGCAGUGACUCAGAAAGUGAGACCAGUGAGUCAGAUGAUGAUUCUCCACCCCGUCCAGCAACUGUGGCUGCGCAUCAACGAGAAGAGGAUGAAGAGGAGGAUGACGAGUUUGAAGAAGUAGCAGAUGACCCCAUUGUCAUGGUGGCUGGCCGUCCGUUCUCCUACAGUGAAGUGAGUCAACGGCCGGAGCUAGUGGCUCAAAUGACACCAGAAGAAAAGGAAGCGUAUAUAGCAAUGGGACAGCGCAUGUUUGAGGACCUCUUUGAGUGAGCUUUCCCUACUUUCUCCUCUCUGUAAUACUCAGUUCAAAAGAAAUGUCUCAUCUUUGAAGAAAAGUAUUUAAGUGGCUUUCUGCCCCUUUUGAUGUAAGCAACUGUUGAUCUUUGUGCAAAGAAUGAUGUGAGAGAGUUUGACUUUUAUGCCAGAAACUUUCCCAGCAAUGUAGAGCGGUGGGAAACCUACCCUUCCCUGCUGUCACUACAGUAUUAAUAUUUUACUGUAUUUUCUUAUCUACCUUUUUUCUUGCCUUAUUAUGACAUAAUUUUCUCCCUUCUGAAAUGAGUGAGGGAAGUUCACAAGUAAAUCCUUCCUGUCCUUGUGUUUACUACAAUAGGUUAUAAUAAUUCACUGAUUACACAUUCAUUUUAUCUGUUCUAGCCAAGCAUUCCAAACAAUGUCUUAUACUGCUGCCGACCAAAGCAGCUUGCCAACAAGCAAAUCAUUGAUUGGGGGAAAAAUCCUUAAACUUCCUUAGAAUUUGAGCAUUUCCUCAAAAUUGAGAUGGGUCAAUAUGUAAAGGGAGGUGAGUAUAUGGAAGAAGGGUGGAUAUACUUGGGUCUCGUGAUUAAUUUGUGUCUAUAGAACUGACCAGACUGGUGGAUUUUAUUGUAUUGGUUAAUGUCUGUUGGUUUGGAUUUGGGACGAUAGAAAACAGAAAGUUUAAUUGGUAAUCCCUUAGUAAGAAAUUAGAAAAAACAUGGACAUUGGACAAGAACUCUGUGUAAAGGGUUGAAGAGUAACAAGCAUUGGGAACUGUGCCUUAGAACUGUGUGUUUGUCUGAUUUAAAAAUCCUUUAUAUAAAGCUGAGACUGGUCCUGGCUUUGUUCCCUUGUGUACAGACCUUUUGUCAGUGCUAUAAAUUGUUUAAUGAGGCCAUUCUAGCAGAAAUCAGCAUAGAAUAAUUGAUUAUUCUUCUCCCUCUCUGUCACCCUCCCUUUUACUGAACAUCAUUGAAGGUUGUCUCUCUUUUCAUUCUUGUCAAAUGUGGUAUUUUAGAGUGCAUCCAGUAUAUCAUCAGGCAUUGUAACCUCAAGAAACAGUUCACUUUGGGUUUUGAUAUGUAGCAUGGUGUUGUUCCCUAAGGCAGAACUUUAAAAAUAAAGAACUUUGACACAAGGGUCUAUAACAA
Molecule: messenger RNA, 2687 nt
Organism: Callithrix jacchus (white-tufted-ear marmoset)
Lineage: Eukaryota; Metazoa; Chordata; Mammalia; Primates; Cebidae
Gene: GTF2E1
Product: general transcription factor IIE subunit 1
Biological process (GO): transcription initiation at RNA polymerase II promoter
Cellular component (GO): transcription factor TFIIE complex
Source: RefSeq, a predicted model, not a curated record